AUGCAGCGAAUAGUCACUUCACUCGAACAAUGUAUGCCUAGUUGUACUAUAGAACGUUCAUUAACAAAAGAUCAAAUAAUAUCAACUAUUAGUUCAUGGCUAACAAAGCAUUGUACAAAAAUUGCUGUUUUUUCCAUUAGUAAUAAUCUUCUUUAUUCAUGGCGAGAUGCUUAUUAUAGUAAUAAUAUUCCACAUAUUGAUCAUGUCAUUCAAGUAUUUACUAGUUUAUAUCGAGAAUUCUAUUUAUUAGAUCAUUUAACUAAUAUUCUUAUAUCUGAAUAUCAUUCAUUAUAUACAUACGAUUAUGCUAUACUUUGGUGUAAUACAGAUUUGACGAAACGUGAAGUUCGUCUGUCAUGGCGUUGUUCGAUUGUUAAUUGGCUAAUUGGUAUACAACGUAAAAAUAAUAUGAAACCGGAAGUAACUCAACAUGCUGUUCGAUUAAUCGAUGCUAUUGAUACAUUAAAAGGACGUAACGAACGAACAUAUCAAUUACGUGCAAUGGCUUUUUUUAUUCUCUCUGCUAAAUUUCACAAUCGUAGUCGUAUUAGAAUGGAAGAAUUCUCACGUUAUGCAGCAAAUGCAUUUGAACCACGUGAAAUAGGUGAUUGUAUGCGUACUGUCAACAAUGAACUAAAUUUUGAAGUUCAGUUACCUCUCGUGUUUGAUUUUCUUGAAUUAUAUCUCGAAUUAAAUUCGAAUGAAACUUUUCAAUUAAAUACUCCCAAGAUUCGUGCAUUAGCAAUUUUGUUUAUUCAUGUUGUUUGUAUUCAAUCAUGGUCAAGUUGUUUUAAUGCAUCGCUAGUGGCUGGUUCUGUUCUUAUACUGUGCUUGAAAUUUUUACAAGAUAAAACAUCAAUUCCACAAUUGUGCUCCAUUGUUUGGUUAUUUGAUCAUUCAAUUGAGCUUAUGCUUGGUCUUGCUGGUUACAUUGCAUUGAUCGUAAGCGAUAUGCCAAGCAUACCACGAGAUCGAUCAAAUUAUUAUUUUUAUGCGCAUAAAAUGUACAAUGAUGAAUGCCGUCAUAAGAUUGAUGAUGAUUUUAAAUUUGAUCAUGUUAAAACAUUUUGUCGAAUAUUUGUUCAAACAUCUGAUAUUAAUCGGCAAAUAUCAUGUGGAAUGCGAAGUCUUGUUUUUAAUCAAUUAUGUAUAUUAGAAAACGCUUAUCCAUCGUUGUUGUGUAUGAAUAUGAAUCAAAAUAGGUCGGAUGAUAUCAAAGAUAAAUGUCGAUCAAUGCAGUUUACAAUUCGAGUUGUAUUAGCAGCAAAGCGUUUUGCAAAACAUAUUUUAGAGAAACGCAAAACAAUGCAACAAUUAAAAGCAACAUCAUUGAUUGAGUGA
This is a messenger RNA of Rotaria socialis, 1341 nucleotides long. The record is from the annotation of a GenBank genome assembly. Lineage: Eukaryota; Metazoa; Rotifera; Eurotatoria; Philodinida; Philodinidae.